This is a messenger RNA of Octodon degus (degu), 1175 nucleotides long. RefSeq names its product RNA polymerase II subunit H (gene Polr2h). Lineage: Eukaryota; Metazoa; Chordata; Mammalia; Rodentia; Octodontidae. Gene Ontology annotation, cellular component: RNA polymerase I complex; RNA polymerase III complex; RNA polymerase II, core complex. The record is from RefSeq and is a predicted model, not a curated record. Gene Ontology annotation, biological process: DNA-templated transcription. The coding region runs from base 500 to 952 and encodes 150 amino acids. Gene Ontology annotation, molecular function: DNA-directed RNA polymerase activity. The transcript is spliced from 5 exons.
UGAGCAUCAGGCCCUGCGACUCAGACCCUGGAGUUCUGCUUCAUCCGCCCCCGGCGCGGACUGUGCCCUAGGCGGGCACGCAGACAGGCAGGGCUGGGCUAGGGCCGGGCUUCCGCGGGGCAAGGAUCAAGGUCCCGGCCGGGAGAGGCCGCCACGCAUUUCAGCUUUCCCGACCGGACUCUGAAGAGGGCGCAGUAGAGCCCCAGAGGAGCGCGACAACGAGCGCCGCCUCCGCCGCAGGUGGGGCCUGGACCAUCCCCGCCCUGGGCGGAGUCAUCAGCGCCUGGGACCCGCCCGCCGCGCGCAGGCUUCGGAGCCGUCUGUAGGGGCGGAAGGGAAGAGACCCGAGAGGGAGGCGGCGACGGAAGUGGCUGCAUUACUGGCGCUCGGGGCGCAUGCGCCAUUGCGCUCCCUCGCGGUGGCUCUUCGGUGAGCUCUCCGCGUUUCUCCGCCCGAAGGUCGGGCUCCAUAGCUACUUCUGUUCUCGUGGCCUCUUACGAUGGCAGGCAUCCUGUUUGAGGAUAUUUUCGAUGUGAAAGAUAUUGACCCAGAAGGCAAGAAGUUUGACCGAGUGUCUCGCCUGCACUGUGAGAGUGAAUCUUUCAAGAUGGACCUCAUCUUAGAUGUAAACAUUCAGAUUUACCCUGUAGACUUGGGUGACAAGUUCCGAUUGGUUAUAGCUAGCACCUUGUAUGAAGAUGGUACCCUUGAUGACGGUGAAUACAACCCCACAGAUGACAGGCCUUCCAGGGCUGACCAGUUUGAGUAUGUAAUGUAUGGGAAAGUAUACAAGAUCGAGGGCGACGAGACAUCUACUGAAGCAGCAACACGCCUCUCUGCCUAUGUGUCCUACGGGGGCCUGCUUAUGAGGCUACAGGGUGAUGCCAAUAACCUGCACGGCUUCGAGGUGGAUUCCAGAGUUUAUCUGCUGAUGAAGAAACUGGCCUUCUGAGCCUCGUGGGAAGCCAACGUUGCUGCUGGGUCACCCAGGUCAUGGACACUGAAGCCCGAGUAGAAGUUGCUGUGGUCCCUGCGGAGGAAGGACUGGCUCUGUCUGCAGUGGUGCACCUUCAGAGACUCACUUGGCCAGUGGAAGACCUACUGGGGGAGCUGAAAAUGAAUCAAGUCAUUUUGUGGAUGUGUUUUUUAAAUUAAAACCUCACUUUUUCAGAUGG